AUUAAGAGCCAUUCACCGCACGAGUAACCCCUCUCCUCGUGUUCCUAUUUUUCGCUACUCUCACGUACCAAUCCCAAGUUGGGGGCCAGUAAGGGCGUGAACUUCAUCAAACACUCUUAAUUUCUUGGACACUAUAUCUUCUGUCACAACGGAUACGAAUACCGUCAUUAAAGUUGCACAACACGUCCAACCUCGUUUUCAUCCACCCAUAUGUUCAGCAGAGGUCGGGCAGGAAGUGCAGGGGCUAGCGCACCUGGUACUGAUCGUUUAGCCGUGCCAGAAAGUAAUGGGAUAUCUGGAGGACAGCGACCAGUUGGGCCGCGGGACAUUCGACAGAAACAGCAACAGCAACAGCUCAGUAAACGAGUGUCGCGCACAGAUCUGGAUUUCGAGCAGGCUUUAAGGCAGGAAGGAACAGUGUUACUUAGAGAGGGAAUAGAUGUGAAUGAGCUUGGAACUGGCUUGCUCGAUACACCACCACCUCAAAAAAUGACAUAUACUGGGCCUACAACGCCAGUUGUCGUGCCACCAACACCUGGCUCGUCAUUACCUUCAUCCUCAACCAAAUCACGACCACAAAACGAUGAAGACGGUGAAAAUACGGAGCGACGUCACCAACAACAUAUCAAUCGGCGCUCAAUGUAUCGUUCGCCUGGGUCAUCGAGUAGCCCUGAUUUGGCGACACUGUUACGGAAACAGAAAGAACGAGACCGUGCCGCGGGGAGAGAAAGGAGUCCUGUGGAGAGUCCGGCUCGAGAGAGCAGAGACAAAAGCUUCGGUGGACUUAGCAGAGUUUUGAGCCCUUCACCUCCCCCUUCACCCAGCACCGAUCGGAUAAUACAUCCCCUUAGUCCGAGCCCGUUACCGGGAGCUCGCUUUCAACCCAAUAGGACGGCCACCACUGUAGACAGCAGUAAUGGUGGGUGGGUGUUGGCAGGUUCAUCGUUAUCACCGGCAAAAUCGAAAUCCUCAGUGAGGGCCAAAGCCAGCACGUUUAUAGGAAAGAUGCUUGGGGGGAAUACUGUCAGAGAACGAGCGAAAACCGAUGCCAGUCAACAAACCCCUGUUCUCCUUGACGCCUUCACCCAACAACCCCCUCCGCCAGUACCACCGAUGCCGCCUGCUAUCCAGACGUCAACGUCAUCAUCUCCUAUAGCAGACGUAUUCACUGGAGGCUCACUCUUUACAUCGAGCUAUUCUUCCUCUACCUCCAAGCCCCUUCCUCCUAUCAACCCGGAUCGAAACCUUGAAUUAGACGACAUCGAAGAACCUUCCAUGGUCAUUGUUGAAAAACCAGCAUCCACACCCUCUGCCGCAUCAAGAGGAAACUUCCCUAAACGCAGAAGCAUGAGUGCUACGGAUACGGACUUGAAGUCAGUUGUCGGUCUUCCUGCCAACCUGACAGAUACAGGGUUAGAGACUGUCAAAGGGAGGAACAAGUUGACCAAUCUUAGCAGAGAUGGAUCCGAAGACAGUGUGUUGAGAGACUUCAAAGGCCAACUCUCAUCGCAUCUAGAUGUGACGUCCAUUUCAAGGCCUUUGGAUUUGAGAUACCCCACUUCCUCAGCAUCGUUACCUUCCACGACACCUACAGAAUCUAGACGGAAUUCGCAAAGGUCUAAAACGGAUAGUGUCCUAUUGGAAGGAUCAGAAAAACCGCAACCUCAGUCGCCAGCAUCGGCAUCAGCAUCUUCGCUUUUCGGGUCGUCAUCGUCACGGGGAUUGGGACCUCCCAGCCUUCGUUUACGAACAGACGAAAUUAGUGUCUACCAAUCACUAGAGCCUGCACCCAUAGUACCGCCUCGGUCAUCCUCGUUGCAGACAACACCAAUACGUUCCACAUCGGGACCCGCAUCUUCGACUGGAGCUAUGUCGCCUCCAAACUCUCCGUUCAAGCAGAAUCUGAGCCCUUCCCGAGCCAGAAACGGACACAGUUCUUUUCACCUGCCACCACCUAGCUCAACUAGAGGCUUAAAGUCUCGGCAUCGACCAACGGCCUCAAGUUCUGAACCAUCGCUGAUACCAGCUAACGACGAACCCUCUCGGAAUAUUACCCGUGGGCCAGCUAGCUCACAGUAUGAUAUACCAGGCGGUCUGAAGACUGAAGUUCGAUUUCCUUCAAGGCCAACGUCAUUGGCUCGAGGAGGAAGCGAAGUCGUUUCCACUGAAGACUUCAGCACUGACAUGGAGGCUCGUGGUCAGGAGUUAGCCACCAAGUGUUGGAACGAGGAUGAAGAGUUUUUGGCCAAGGACAAAAUUGCUGAGUGGUUGGGUGGAACCGUUCGGAUCAAUAAACUUACUUUGCAACAUUACAUGGACUUUUUCGAUUUCAAAGGCUUAAGUCUAGAUAAUGCCUUCAGACGACUCUGUGCGAAACUUUAUCUCAAAGGCGAAACGCAACAAGUAGAUCGACUGCUAGAAGAAUUCAGUCGACGCUAUUGGGAUUGUAAUCCUGGUGGGGUCUAUGGCAGUACUAACAUCGUACACGCUGUUACCUAUUCACUUCUCCUCCUCAACACUGAUCUCCACGUUGCCGACCUUGCUAAUCGCAUGUCACGUAAUCAGUUUGUUCGAAACACCCUUACCGCUAUCCAGAUGCAGCUUCAGCCUUCUUCGUACAUUCGAACAUCAUCAUACGAUCUUGUUGACGACUCCAGUAGCUUCAAAGGCUCACAUAGCGGCGAUGGAGAUCAAAACCAGCAUUCUAAUGUUCGCUCUAAGCGGAGUGACAGCAUAACAAGCUGGAAUAGCAUAUCCCGAGAAACAGUGAUGUCGUCGCCUGCCAUAUCACUUACUACUACACAGGUCACAACUCCCGGUGGACCUUAUGGAAGCGACAGCUCAUCCAUGCUGGGAGCUUCUCAAGACUCAAAGUCACCGAAUCUCGGUUAUGGGAGGGCUUGGGAGGCAACUAUGGAGAACUUGCUCAAGGAUAUGUACAAUGCGGUGAAGAACCAGCAGAUUCUCCUCCCAAUGAAUGCCGCAGGUCGGGCCUCAACCUCUUCGAUAAAUAAUGUCAUUCGUAAUCGCAGCUUACGAGGCCAACAACCUGACAGACUCAUGACCUUGAAACGAGGCAGUAUACGUGGUAUACAAUCGAUUAUGGGUGGUCAGCCCGGUGUAAGUCCGUACAGCAGUAACAGCAGCAUUGACGGUCGUGUCAGUCCUUCACCAAGCUUUGCUGCCUCUACUCAUGCACAUGAGCUGUUCGGCUCCAGCUCGUCUUUUUUGUCGCCCACUUUGGGUUUUGCCUCGAAUCUCACUCAUACAAUCAUCAAGGAGACACAAGAGGAUGACGAUCGGAGUGAUCAUUCGAAUGGAUCGACGUCCAGUGACAUCAGCAUCACUGACGAGGAGCUCGCGCUUCUUGGUGCGCCGUGGGCAAAGGAGGGGAUGUUGUGCAGGAAACAGUAUUGGGAAUCUACAGGAAAGAGGGCGAAGGACAAGGGUUGGCUCGACGUGUUUGUUGUAAUACAGAAGGGUGAGUUAAAUAUGUUCACUUUCGGCGAGAAUGGCGCUGGUGGAUCUAGCGUUGUUGGAGGCGGUAACUGGCUGUCGAAUGCCAAUGCAGUUGGAACAAUCCACUUAGCUCACUCCUUGGCACACGCUCUUCCUUCCCCCGGUUACAAUCGUCAACGACCAUAUUGCAUGGUCCUGACCCUCUCCAAUGGUGGCGUUUACUUCUUUCAAGCGGGAACUGAGGAGCUUGUAAAUGAGUGGGUUUCGACUUGCAACUAUUGGGCGGCACGGACCAGCAAAGAACCUCUCGCUGGAGGUGUCUCGAACAUGGAAUAUGGAUGGAAUCGGGUCAGUGAAGUGACCUUCCAUGGCCGUUCACAGUCAGGCACGGAGUCCAUGCGUGACAAUGAUGCCGCUAGUGUAAAGAGUGGUAAAAGCAGCCGGAGCAAGUUCAGCGGCUGGAGAGAGGGUGCGGCAACAGUUCGCACAGCGCAAUCUCCCUGGAUUGAUAGGAUCGUCAUUAACGACUGGAAGCCCCCUAUGCCGCCUUCUGUUUCUAGUUUCCAUGAUGAAGAGACACAGUUGGAUGCAUUAAGGAAACACGUUAAAUCGAUGAAGAGAGAUUUACAAAGACAUAACGAGCUACGAGAGCCGAUGUCUGCCUUGUAUCAACCACGCAGCAACAGUGCUGUCAAAGCCCAGAGUAAUUGGGAGAAGAAAUCACAAUACCUUCUGACAGAGAUUGUGAAAUACGAUUCGUACAUAGACUCUUUGCAAGCUGCGAUGUCUCUCAGAUUAAAGAGACGGGGAGAAAAGGCUUUAGAAAUGGCCCUCAACGGCGAUUCUAAAGAUGCUAAGAGAAAAAGGAAAAGUCCUGACGAAGAUACCAUUCACGAAAAGUCUGUUCCACCCGAUCCACCUCCGACCAUCUCGCUCAUGCACAAACGAGAAACUGCCCAGGGAGGAGGCAAUGAUUGA
This is a messenger RNA of Marasmius oreades (fairy-ring Marasmius), 4437 nucleotides long. RefSeq lists its product as uncharacterized. Gene Ontology annotation, molecular function: guanyl-nucleotide exchange factor activity. The record is from RefSeq and is a predicted model, not a curated record. The transcript has 10 exons. The coding region runs from base 211 to 4437 and encodes 1408 amino acids. Lineage: Eukaryota; Fungi; Basidiomycota; Agaricomycetes; Agaricales; Marasmiaceae. Gene Ontology annotation, biological process: regulation of ARF protein signal transduction.